Acanthosepion pharaonis is the source of this 699-nucleotide messenger RNA. The record is from the annotation of a GenBank genome assembly. Lineage: Eukaryota; Metazoa; Mollusca; Cephalopoda; Sepiida; Sepiidae.
AUGAACCUAGUUUUUCCUGCUAUCUGUUCUAUCACAAAAUCUAUCUAUCUAUCUAUCUAUCUAUCUAUCUAUCUAUCUAUCUAUCAUUUCUUCCUGAUCACUCCAUGUUUCUCCCUGAUCACUCCAUGCGACCAAUUUUUUUCCGACACCAAAGAAAUAAGUGCAGUUAUAUUUCAUUGGUCAAUCAGUGCCGCUUCAUCGUCCAUUUGUCUCUUUAACCAAUCAACUCGUUCACCUUUUGAAGCAUAUGAUGUGGCAGCAUCACCGGCAAAUUUGAAGAGAUGGGGAGUGCAUGAAUCCUCCCCCUGCCGGUUCUGUGGUGCUUAUGGAAACCUGCGCCACAUACUGUUGUCCUGCCAGAAGGUGCUACAGAACGACUGGUACCCCUUCAGACAUAAUUUGUUUCUGGAGGUCGUGACAACCGCUGCGAGAAGUGCUAGUAUACACUCGACGGUCCUGCGAAGGAUUGCCUUCCUGAAGGCAGAAGACCAGGUCGGAGGAAUCGAGGAGCUGACAUUUCCGCCUUCUUCUUCCUCCAUUUCCUCUCCUUUUGCCACCAACUUCCUCCUUCAACUCUCCAUUAACAUCCAAAUUCAGCCGACACCUCCUCCUCUUCAUAUUCAGCUCCUCCCACUUCCCCCUUAUUCAUUCUCCAAAUUCAACUCAGUACUUUCAAUCAUUUUUCUUUAUUUCUCUUAA